Molecule: messenger RNA, 1455 nt
Organism: Penicillium chermesinum
Lineage: Eukaryota; Fungi; Ascomycota; Eurotiomycetes; Eurotiales; Aspergillaceae
Exons: 1
Coding region: 1-1455 (484 amino acids)
Source: RefSeq, a predicted model, not a curated record
AUGCCCACCACAUCUUCAACGUGCUCCAUGACUCCAUGCGCCAAUGGGGCUCCUCGCUCCACCACAACGGCGUCUCUUUCUUCCUUGCCAGCGUGCCGGCCGGCACCCAGCUCUACCACGGCACCCACAGCGAGCCCCCCCAUCACCGGGCCCGAAUGGCUCGCUUUCGAGCCCGAGCAUGCUAUCAUCUUUGCCGGCCCCCGCCAUGGCGGUGGAGGCCCUUCGCCAGGCCCGCAUCGCCAUGGGAGCGACGAGAACCCAGAUCUCCCCAAAGGCCCUGAUGAACUCCGCCGGCGGACUGAAACCGGACCAUUCGAGAAACCACCUCACUACGACGGGCCGGGAUUCCUGCACACGUACGCCGCGGCGAAAGACCUGCGGCUACUAUAUGUGGACGGGGAAUCCGCCGCGAAGACGGAGAAAGGGACGCUGGACUCGCAGGAUGUGGUGCUGCUGAACAUCACUGCCGGUGGGUUCAGGGGAGGCGACCACGAUCGGGCGGAGAAGGCAUGCACGUUGGCGAACGGGGAUUGGGGAGGAAAGGUUGAUGGGUUGCUGCGGAUGGAGGCUGGGUUUGAGGUGAUUUUGUGCGAUUUUGAGCGUGAUCUUACCCUUUUGAGGGUUAGCCGGGUGAAGAUGCAGAAUAAUCAGGAAAGGGAGGGAGAGGGGAGGCAAAGGCCUGGUCCUACUCCUGAUGCAUUGCGGUGGUUGAGGGCUGUGAGUGAGCGGUAUGAUGGGAUUGGGGGCCACCGGGUGCGGUUGAACUUUGAUAGUUUUGUGACGGCGUUCUCGCACGAUGUAGACCUGUUUCCAGGAAAGGGUGAGCUGCCGAGGCUGACGGGGCUUGAUGCGAAUGAAGUCAAGAAGAUUCGGGAGGAAGUGUUCCAUGCUAUCUUGACGAUUGAUGCGGCGGCACCAUCGUGGGAUUGGCAGGCCACUGUCGAUAUGAUCGUCAAGCGGUAUGGGGAUGAGUUAUCGUACUUUGCGUCGGGCAAGGUCAAUAGUAUUGAAAGUCUGCGGGCACAGAUUUCGCUUCUGAUGUCGCCGUUCAUUGACUACAGUGGCCGGAACACCACGCUCGAGGCAGAGCGGUGCGCGACGCAAUUCCUGCCGUUGCAGAUGCAGCACAGCUCGAGUGUGCCGGGCAGGGCUGUGCAUCAUGUCGCGCUGCAUAUUUGCCAGACGAUCUUUGAGGCAGCUGGGCAAGACGGGCUCGGGCCAGCGAUUAAGAGUUUCCAAGCUUUGGUUAAGCAAUUGGACUGGACGACCUGGAAAGCAUGUCGGGGAUGCCAAGAUAACGAGAUUUGCGUCGUGCCAAUUUGGCCGAUGGGGUCGGUGGCAGAUUACAACAAUCCGAAAUGCAAAGACGCCUCUCGCCCUUACGAUUCAGAUGAUGAAAGUUACUGGGGGAGAAUGCCUCACUCCCUUGAGGGUGAUUACUUGAAAUGGGUAUAG